AUGGGCAGUGGCUGUGAAGAUGAAAACUGUGGCCUCGCAUCUGGAUUCCUGGAGGACUGCUCAACCCAAGAGUGCCAGUCGGAGGAACCUAUGUUUGGAUUAAUUGAGUUAGUGUGUGUGACUGUCAUUUACAUUCCACUGAUGCUCUUCGGCCUUCUGGGAAAUAUACUAACAAUUCUGGUGGUUUGGCUCCGACCUCACAUGAGAAGCUCAACCUACCUCUACCUGAGCAGCAUGGCUGUCAGCGAUCUGUUGAUACUCCUACUGCUGCCUCUGGAUCUGUAUAAGCUGUGGAGGCCCAGACCCUGGCCCUUAGGAGACCUUGCCUGUAAGCUGACAAUGUUCCUCUCAGAGUGCUGCACCUUCUGCACCAUCCUCCAUAUUACCUUCCUCUCCCUUGAGAGGUACCUGGCCGUCUGCUGGCCAAUCACAGCCAAGACCCUGGUGACAAGGCGCAGAACGAGGGCUCUCAUUGGCUGCCUCUGGCUGGGCGCGGCCGUCAGCGCAGCACCAGUGUUGCUCAUGGUCGGAGUGGAGGACGUUGGGGGAGAGGAGCUGGGGAUUGGCGGAUGGAGGGAGGACAGAGGGUGGACAACCGGGGAAGGAGAACAGGGAAGACUGGUGACAGGUGGGGGGGGGAAAGGAAGUGGACACAUGGCCUCAAUGGAUAGAGGGUUAGAAGGCAUAAAGUUGGGAGAAAAAGAGAAAAUGAGGUGGGAUGAAAGGGUUGGGGAUAUAAAAUGGUUUGGUGAGAAAGGAGAGAGAGAAGUAGGAAUGGAAGAAGGAGAUGAGUGGAAACAAGGAGAUGGAGGAAAAAUGAAACAAGCAGAUGAGGGAGGAGGUGAAGAGGAAGGAGGGAUGGAAGUUGGGGGAGAGCGGCAAAAUAAAAUGAAAGAAGAUAAGGGAGGAGGAAGGGAGAAAGGCAUUGAUGGAGGAGCGAUUGACAAGAGAGAGUGCCGCUGCACACACUACGCCGUCUCCUCCGGCCUGCUGUCAGCCAUGAUGAUACUCUCCAACUUGUACUUCCUGGUACCCCUCUGCAUCCUGGGACUGGUCUACAGCCUGAUUGGACGGACACUGUGUCUCCGUCCACAAAGCAGCCGCAGAGACCAGAGUCACCGACACACUGUCAAAAUGCUUGGAGUGAUUGUCUUGGCUUUUAUUCUGUGCUGGCUGCCCUUCCAUGUGGGUCGGACUAUUUUCUCUCUUUCUCUGGGCUCCAGUUCUGACAUUUUAUACUAUCUGUCUCAGUAUUUCAACCUGGUGUCCUCUGUCCUCUUUUACCUCAGCGCUGCCAUCAAUCCUUUACUGUACAACCUGAUGUCUGCCAGAUAUAGACAUGCUGUACACAGCCUCAUGCACACACAUUCUCACACACAGUCUUUCCGCAUGCGCACACUCACGACACGGCCCUCCACAACCACUUUGCGUAGGGAGGCGACCCUCUCAUCCACCAGUGUAAACUCCCCCGCAGCGGCGCUCAGCCGGGCUCUUGUGAGUAUCCCCACACCAGCCCGGCACCUCACACCCUGGGCAACUCCAGAGUCCAACCCCUAUCCAAGCGUAGGGUUCCAGAACCGAGAGGUUCUGGAACCCUACUAUAUCCUUCUGUGCAUAGAGGUAAUCCCCACCAGAUCUAACUGGUAG
This is a messenger RNA of Etheostoma spectabile (orangethroat darter), 1647 nucleotides long. RefSeq names its product growth hormone secretagogue receptor type 1-like. The transcript is spliced from 6 exons. The coding region runs from base 1 to 1647 and encodes 548 amino acids. The record is from RefSeq and is a predicted model, not a curated record. Gene Ontology annotation, cellular component: plasma membrane. Lineage: Eukaryota; Metazoa; Chordata; Actinopteri; Perciformes; Percidae. Gene Ontology annotation, biological process: G protein-coupled receptor signaling pathway; hormone-mediated signaling pathway. Gene Ontology annotation, molecular function: growth hormone secretagogue receptor activity.